AGUCACGUGUUUCUUUGUUUAUACAUGUAAAAUUUAAAUAAAAUGAAGAGUCGCGCACAACAGAAAUUAGAACUGCACUGAAAAUGGUGUCCUCCCGUCGGUCGUUGUUAUUCUGGAUUUUUGACAUUUUCGCGAUAUUGUCGGUAAAUGGACGACCUUCUAGGCGAUACGUGCCACAUUUUGAACACGGUGUAAAGGUAGCUACGGUAAGCAGCAAUGAAAUCCACGAGGCAUCGGGACUGUGCGCCAGCCGCCUCCAUCGGGAUGUUCUGUACACGCACAACGACUCCGGGGACCACACCGGAAGUAUCUACGCCAUCUCUGCUCACGACGGUAGCACGAUUGCACAGAUCACAAUCCACGGUGCCACCAAUAUCGACUGGGAGGAUAUUGCCUGUGGCAAAUGUCCCGGCCACCCGCAAGAGUUUUGUAUCUACAUCGCCGACAUAGGCGGCAAUACCCAUGCAGCCGCCAACACCAUUUACCGGAUUAAGGAGCCGGCGACAUUCUCUUCACAUCUCACUGUUGACCUCGACUCGACGCUUACAUUCGCCUGGAGCGAACACAAUGCCGAAACCCUCAUGGUCGAUCCUCACGGUGAGCUUUAUGUAGUAUCCAAGAUUGUCGGCGGACACGGUCGAAUGGUGAAGCUCCCGUCUAGCGCCUGGGGCUCUUCGCACGCCGCCAGUGUCACCGAUGGCAUCCACCUUAACCUUGACAGCACCAGGAACUACCCCGUCGGAGGGGAUAUAUCACCCUCGGGAUAUGAAGUUCUGAUAAAGACCCUCGACCACGUCAACUAUUACUACGUACCAGACGGUGACUACAUGAAGCAUAUGACGUCACGACCCAUUCAGUUGCCAUACGAACGAGAAGGUCAGGGCGAGUCCAUAGCCUGGGCGUCCGAUGGACGGGGCUACUUCACACUCGGGGAGGGGAGACACCAGCCCGUGUGGUACUACAAGAGAGUGGGUGAUCCAGCCACUGUUGGUUGAUAGGUGAUAGAGUGAAUUUUAUGCCAGUUUAUCUUUAUUUCUUAUCAAAAGGCUUUCGUAAUAUAUUUAAUGUAUGAAAUAAAUUUAUGUUCUACAAUA
This is a messenger RNA of Dreissena polymorpha, 1094 nucleotides long. RefSeq lists its product as uncharacterized. The record is from RefSeq and is a predicted model, not a curated record. Lineage: Eukaryota; Metazoa; Mollusca; Bivalvia; Myida; Dreissenidae. Bases 84 to 995 code for a protein of 303 amino acids. The transcript is spliced from 5 exons.